Molecule: messenger RNA, 2999 nt
Organism: Argentina anserina (silverweed cinquefoil)
Lineage: Eukaryota; Viridiplantae; Streptophyta; Magnoliopsida; Rosales; Rosaceae
Product: G-type lectin S-receptor-like serine/threonine-protein kinase At4g27290
Exons: 7
Coding region: 440-2887 (815 amino acids)
Biological process (GO): protein phosphorylation; recognition of pollen
Molecular function (GO): protein serine/threonine kinase activity; ATP binding
Source: RefSeq, a predicted model, not a curated record
AAUGACUAAUGAAUAGUCAUGUUGAAUGACUUACAUCAUCUUGGACUUUCCAAGGAAAAUAUUGCUUUUAGAUAGAGUUAUUCAACAAAGAAAAACUAGAAGGAAAAUUGUUUGUAGACAGAGUUCUUCGACAAAGUCUUCUUUGUUGAAUUUUUUAUCGAGCUAAAUCGUUCAGAUUGCUUUGUCCGCAUGUCAUUGUGGACUAAUAAGUCCUAACGACUUGCGAUAGUCUUGGAAAUCGACUUGGAUAAUUUUGUUGUCCGAUUGUUUCUUGGUUUACCACUGAUUGAUAGGUAUCUUAAUUUUUGGUUUAAGUUGUUCCGGAGACAUUUCUGGGAUCUUUGAGGCUGUUAUCCAUUUCUUGUUGUUGUACACUUGGUACUUCAAAGCAUGAACCUUUAAUUUUUCUCAACUCUUCUUCUCCUGUCUCUCAGUCUCAAUGGGGUGGCUCAUUUGUUAUCUUGUAGUACUGCUCCUAUCUCAUAUCCUUUCAUUUUGUACCUGCCAAGACAAACUACUACCAGGACAGUAUAUCAGUGGUAAUCACACUUUGGUUUCUUCCCUUGGGACCUUUUCAUUAGGCUUCUUCAAACCUGAGAAUUCUACUAAAUACUUCCUUGGUAUAGGAUUCAACACUUUCCCUAGUACUGCAUUAGUUUGGGUUGCUAACAGAGAAUCUCCACUUGAUUCUCCUGGUUUCUUUACGCUCAACAACGAUGGAAACCUUGUGGUGUUGGAUCAGACUAGAAGAAAUCUUGUCUGGUCAACUAAUGCAUCACUAUCUGCUUCUGCAAUAAAUCACACAACUGCAUUACUAGCGGAUAACGGAAACCUUGUUCUGAGCUUUGAGGAACUCACCUUGUGGCAGAGCUUUGAUCAUCCCUCUGAUACUAUGUUGCCUGGCAUCAAGAUUAGCUUGAACAAGAAGACUGGCCAACAAAGGCGCUUCACGUCCUGGGCAGCGCUUGAUGAUCCACGACCGGGUAAGUUCACCUUCGGCCUAGAUCCUAAUGUACCAGUUCAGGGUUUUAUCUGGAAUGAAACCACUCCAUACUUUAGAACUUCUGUGUACGUUGGCAAGGGUACAACAACAGAGUUUCUAGCUGGAACUGCAACUUUCUUUUCAUACAACUCUGAUGAUGAUGAGAUUCAUGGUGUUUACAGCGUCUCGGAUAGCUCAAUGAAAUUCAGGGUCUGGUUGAAUCCCACAGGCACACUUGAAUAUCUGCUGUGGGAGGAUUCCAGUAAAGCUUGGUUGGAUGUGGGGCAUUUACCUUCUGAUAACUGUGACUUUUAUGCUUAUUGUGGUCCAUAUGGUGCCUGUCGUAAAGGUGAGCCCCCAUCACCACCAUGCAAAUGUCUGACUGGUUUUACGGCCAAGUUUCCAGACCAAUGGGCGGUGGGGAAUUGGUCCGGUGGCUGCGUUAGGGAGAAUAUGUGGACUUGUACUAACAACACACGAGGUAACUAUGUAAAGUUUGGAAACGUGAAACUCCCGGAUCACUCUAUUCUGUUAAACAAUAUGAGUAUGAGCCAGUGUGAAUCCGAAUGUCAGCAGAAUUGUUCUUGCACAGCUUUUGCUUAUGUAAAUGCAACAGAUCAAGGCAAUAUUGGAAUAUGUUUGGCAUGGUUUGGCGAAUUGGUGGAUCUAGUAGAGAAUCACAAUAUUGCUGCAAAUGAGAUUCAUAUUCGUAUACAUGGAGAACUAGGCAAAAAUGCUCUUUCUGAUAAUUCCUUGAAGCGAACCCUUGUAAUUGCAUUAAUUUCUGCAGCAGUUGGAUUGCUUAUAAUAACUUUUGGCUAUUUCUUCUUAUGGAAGAAAAGACUGGGGAGGAUAGCAAGAAAAAUGAGUGAGAAUAAAAGUACGGUUAUUGCAGGAGGUGUGAAGAAUGAUGCAGAACUACCACUCUUCAGUUUGAAGAGUAUAUUUGCUGCCACAAACAACUUCUCUGGAGAUAAUAAAGUUGGAGAGGGAGGAUUUGGUCCUGUUUAUAAGGGAAUUUUGCCUGAAAAUCAAGAAGUGGCCAUAAAGAGGCUAUCAAAGAAGUCUGGACAAGGGCAUCAGGAGUUCAUGAAUGAGUUGAAACUUAUUGCCAAACUCCAGCAUACCAACCUUGCAUGUCUCUUGGGUUGUUGUAUGGAAGAAGAUGAACUCAUUCUGAUCUACGAGUACAUGCCUAAUCGUAGUUUGGACAAAAUUUUGUUUGAUCCUUUUGAAAAGACAAAGUUGGACUGGGGUACACGCUUUCGAAUUAUACAAGGUAUUGCUCAAGGAGUCUUAUAUAUCCACAAACACUCUAGACUGAAAAUUAUUCACAGAGAUCUAAAGGCAAGUAAUGUUCUGUUGGAUGGAACAAUGAAUCCGAAAGUGUCUGACUUUGGAAUGGCAAGGAUUUUUGAUAUAAAUCAAAUUGAAGCAAAGACCAACAAGGUUGUUGGGACGUACGGCUAUAUGUCACCUGAAUAUGUACUCUAUGGUCAUGUCUCUGAGAAAUUGGAUGUAUUUAGUUUUGGAGUAUUGUUAUUAGAGAUAGUAAGUGGAAAACAGAAUGCUUCUUUUUAUCAUUGUGAAACUUCGCUAACGAUUGCUCAGUGGGCAUGGGAAUUAUGGAAAGAAGAUAGAGGGGUGGAGGUACCUGACUCAUCUUUAAGGGAUACAUGCCAGAUUCAUGAAGCUUUAAGAUGCAUCCAUGUCGGGCUUUUGUGUGUUCAAGAAGCUCCAGCUGAUCGACCAACGAUGUCAUCAGUGAUUCAUAUGCUCGAGGCUGAUGAAGCUACAUCACUUCCACCCACCAAAGAACCUGCAUUUUCAACAAGUAGGAACACGAGUCCUGUUACUAUCUAUUCCAAAAAUGUAGUCUCUAUUACUUUGCCAGAACCUCGAUAGAGCUUCUGUGAUGUUAGUCAGUAAGAAGGAAAAACAGAAGGUUAAUGCAUUGUAACUAGUACCAUACCGUGCUUAAUUGAGCCUCAUAAUCUGUAUGUCCACAAUUUCUGUU